AUGAGGUUUGUUAAGAUCAGAGUUUGGCAAGAUGAGCGAAGUGUUUCCAAUGUAUACAAUGUGUCGAGUAUUGCCAUUAAUCCCGAUAUGAAAGACGUAGAAUAUUUUAUGGCAUUGUUUUCUAACGUUAAUAUGUCAACCGCAUUUGUGGAGCCGAAACCACUUUCGAUGGUUUCAACGAUAUCGGAUGAAGAUGAUUUCUUUGUUGUCACGCCACAGAAAACCAUCUCUGAAAUACUUGACUCGAGAAAGGUGGAGAGGUGUUUUCUCAUAUGCACUGUUGCUGCGAUUGAUAUUGAUAUGGGUUGGUUCUAUAUGACUUGCAAAGUAUGUGGCAAUAAAGUGGAAACAAGGCCUAAUCAUUGUCAUGGUGAAAGAACCACAGCAGUGGAUAAUCGUUGGCUUUCAUAUUGUACUACGUGCAAGAUUCUAAGUCCUAAGCUAUUGCCAAAGUACAAGUUACAUUUGGUUGUACUUGAUAAUACCGGCCACAGCAAGUUGUUAUUGUUAGAUGAUGUUGUUCUCCAAUUGCUCCAUCAACCUUGCUACUAUGGAAAUACAGAUGGCAUUGUUGGAGUUCAAUACCAGAAUGUUUUACGCACGGCUCUCGCUAAUAUAGUUGGUAAAACGUUUACGUUCAAGAUCAUAGUAGACAAGGAAAACUACAUGUACAAGGACGACACGUUCAAGGUGGUUAAUAUUAUCACGAGCCCUUAUAUGAUCAACGGGUUUCACGUGUCAGUUUAUCCUAAGGGAAGUUGUCACACUUUUUCUCCACUAUUAUAUGACGACAAUGAAGUCUCUGAGCUUUCUACAUUGAUACUUGGUAAUACUCGCGAGAGCUCUACAUCAACCGGUCUGACUCCAGCUAAACGCAAAAGAUUAACAACCGAAAAUUUAGAGGAACAAAAUAGCAACAGUGAAGCAUUAGGACUUCGACCUAAUUCUAGGAUCAAGAUAGAGAAGAAGGUUAAAGUGGCUGAAACUUAUUUGCAUGGCGACAUCUAG
Raphanus sativus (radish) is the source of this 1008-nucleotide messenger RNA. RefSeq lists its product as uncharacterized. The coding region runs from base 1 to 1008 and encodes 335 amino acids. The record is from RefSeq and is a predicted model, not a curated record. The transcript is spliced from 8 exons. NCBI's taxonomy places the organism in Eukaryota, Viridiplantae, Streptophyta, Magnoliopsida, Brassicales, Brassicaceae.